Messenger RNA from Sphaeramia orbicularis (orbiculate cardinalfish), 4879 nucleotides. RefSeq names its product EGF-like, fibronectin type III and laminin G domains (gene egflam). The record is from RefSeq and is a predicted model, not a curated record. Lineage: Eukaryota; Metazoa; Chordata; Actinopteri; Kurtiformes; Apogonidae. Gene Ontology annotation, molecular function: protein binding; calcium ion binding. The transcript has 26 exons. Bases 470 to 3739 code for a protein of 1089 amino acids.
CCUCUUAGCUCUAAAUGGCCCCACGUUCCUGCACUUCGCUAUCCAUCUCAUCUGGUGUCUAAGACGCAGACCCGAGCGUGACACGAAAGCGAGAUUCACGCGUAAAAAUCAUCGCGCCGAUCAUUCAGUUGUUAUAGUCGUUGCGCGUUAUGCGUAAAUUGUCCGGGCAGUCCUCUCCAUCGUCUGUCAGCGCGCCUAUAGGGGCACAGUGGCUGUCGGUGCGUCUGGUAAUGUGUCCAACCCACUGAUCUUUUGCAGACUGUAAUCUUAUCAGUGUCAAACCGUAGCUGCCCAUUCCUCUUGGGCACUUUCUGACAGGGUUUGGAUGGCGUUUGCGCCAAAAAUUGGAUGAAACCUUUUUGUCAUUGGAGCAAACUUUUAUCACUGAAAGGAUCAGAAUUAUUUGCAGUUACAGGCGCGUUUGAGUGUGUGACUAAAAUGAACAUUUGACCCUUUCUGACUGGAAAACAUGGAAUCUACAUGUAAAGAAAGGACUCUUUUGUACUUACUUCUGUUUGCAAUAUGUACGGCCAGCGUUUGCUUCUGCGCAAGAAGAUCAAAUGUUCGGAGAUCUGAUCGUCUUAGCCCUCCUUUAGACAUCCAGCUGGACACAAUCAAUUGCACUGCCUUCAGAGUACGAUGGAAGAUGCCCCGACGUCAUGUCAGCACCAUCACAGGAUACAAGGUCUUCUACACAGAGAUGAGGAGCAGUCGUCCAGUCGGUUCAGCUUCACUGAUGGAGGUGCCUCUCAGUUUGGAUAUGUUGACCACUGGCCAAUUUGAUGGACAAGCGAGCUUUGAUGUGGAGAUUGGUAACCUAAAGGUCAAUACCAAGUACGGGGUUAGUGUUGGUGCGUAUGGUUGGGCAGGGGAGGGGAGACCCAGCAUGCCUCGAGACGUCAGCACCGCUUCACAUGAAAUGUGCAUGCCCCCAUCGCCCCCUACUCAGCCAGUUGUCAUGGCUGUAUCUGACACGGAGCUGGCGUUGUCAUGGCAGCAAGGAGAGAGUGAGGGAAGUGCACCUGUCCUUCACUUCCUGGUAGCUUAUAUCAGGCCAGAAAUGGACACAGAAUGGACAUACAUUCGUGAGCCCAUUAUAACCAACUCCAUGGUGCUGAAGGGGUUAAUUCCAGAAACAGAGUACCAGUUUGUUGUGAGGGCGGUCAACGUGCAUGGAGUCAGCCCGCCCAGCCACAUCAACAACCCCGUGCGGACUCUUGCUGCCGUUCUGUGUAGAGGAGACACUUUUCAGUACGUGGUACAGCAGCCUUGGUACAGGAUAACAGGUCCAUCAGAUGUGGGCAGUGGAGAUUACGGACGAUACAUCACUGAUUCUGGAAUCAAAGAUGAUGAUGGCUUUGACGUUGACGACUCCGAUUACGACGUCUUUAUUGAAGAGCUGAAGCCGUUCCCAGGUAUCAACGAGGACAACCGGAAAUCUCAACUGCGAUCCCGCUCCGGUCCACCAUCUGGUCAAAAUGUGGUUUACCGCAUGAACACCAUAGCACCUCCCAACGUUACAGCUCCUCCACCUUCCUCCACCACCUCAUUCCCUCUGCCAGACUUUACAGAUCUGGUUUUCCCAACCACCCCAGAGUCCACCAGUACCCCGGACACCACAACUGAACCCAUUUCCACCACUACCAUUGUCAGCACCACUUUGCCCACCACACCUCCCACUAUGUCCCCCUGGAAGGGCGACGUGCCUCGUGUUUACGACCUGACCUGUGACGACACCGUGUGCCCACCUGACAGCUUCUGCCUCAGUGACUUUGACAGUGGAGGCUCACGCUGUCACUGUAACCUCGGAAGGAGAGGAGACACAUGCUCUGAAGCGUUACCAGUGAACUUUCCCAGGUUUUACGGUUACUCUCAUAUGACCUUUGAACCCUUAAAAAACUCCUAUCAAACCUUUCAGGUCACUCUUGAGUUCAAGGCAGACUCUGAGGAUGGCUUGUUGCUGUACUGUGGAGAAAAUGAACAUGGACGAGGAGAUUUUAUUUCUUUGGCUCUGGUGAGGGGAAAACUGCACUACAGGUUUAACUGUGGCACUGGAGCGGCUCAAAUAGUCAGUGAGAGUCGCAUUGUGGUGGGUCAGUGGCACACAGUAACGGUGUUCAGAGACGGGAUGAGCGGCUGGCUUCGUAUAGACAACGACACCCCCAUAUCUGGACGUUCACAGGGCCAGUACACCAAGAUCACCUUCCGUUCCCCGCUCUAUGUGGGUGGAUCUCCCAGUGUCUAUUGGCUGGUUCGGGCAACAGGGACGAAUCGUGGCUUUGUCGGCUGCAUUCAGAGUCUGACUAUCAACAACAAGGCCACAGAUAUCAGACCGUGGCCUCUAGGCAGAGCGCUCAGUGGAGCUGAUAUAGGUGAGUGCAGCGACAGCGUCUGUGACCUGGUCACCUGUGCCAACGGCGGCGUCUGCUUUGCGAACAGGGCUGAUGGUUACAUCUGCCUGUGCCCACUCGGUUUCCGGGGAAUGCUCUGUGAAGAAAGUUUUUUACUGUCUUCGCCACUCUUCAAUGAGACAGUGUUUUCAUACGCGGUCAUUCCCUGGCCUCAGUUCUCACAGAGUUAUUUGUCCUUCAUGGAGUUUGAGAUGACGUUUCGUCCGUCUCAGCCUGAUGGGACGCUGCUGUACAGUGAGGAUGCAGGCAGUGAUGACUUCCUGGCUAUCAACCUGGUGGACAGAUAUGUAGAGUUCAGAUUUGACUGUGGCUCCGGAGAAGCUGCAAUAAGGAGUCAGGAGCAGAUCAGUCUGGACUCAUGGCAUGAGCUGAGGGUUUCCCGCACGGCGAAGAGUGGGAUCCUCCAAGUGGACAACCAGAAACCAAUGGAAGGAAUUGCUGAGGGAGCUUUCACACAGAUUAAGUGCAGCUCACCUCUCUACAUCGGUGGAGUACCAGAGUACGAUAAAACCAAGAGAACAGCAGGAGUAGUAAGGCCGUUCACUGGAACAAUUCAGAAGCUGGUCCUCAAUGACCGCACCAUCCCAAUAACCAGUGGCUCUGCUGGUGGAAUUAAUGUGGCAAAUUCAGAGCACCCAUGUGUGAAAAGUCCUUGUGCCAAUGGAGGGACCUGCAGACCAAAGUGGGAUGGAUAUGAGUGCGACUGCCCUCUGGGAUACGAUGGAAAGCACUGUCAGAAAGAGUGUGGAAAUUACUGUUUGAACACUGUUACUGAAGCCAUUGAGAUUCCUCAGUUUAUUGGCCGAAGUUACCUGACCUAUGACAACAAGGAUAUCCUGAAACGGAUAUCCGGGUCCAGGAACAACCUUUUCAUGCGUUUUAAGAGCACAGCUAAGGAUGGGUUGUUAUUAUGGCGAGGAGAAAGUCCGAUGAGACCAAACAGUGACUUCCUGGCAAUGGGGCUUCAGGACGGUGCGCUAACCUUCAGUUAUAAUCUGGGCAGUGGUGCAGCUAACAUUGUUGUCAACGGGACCUUUAGUGAUGGAAAGUGGCACAGAGUCAAAGCCGUUAGGGAUGGACAGUCAGGGAAGUUGACAGUCGAUGACUAUGGAGCUAAAACAGGCAGAUCACCUGGAAAAAUGAGACAACUCAAUAUCAACGGACCCUUAUACGUUGGUGGCAUGAAAGAGAUAGCUCUACACACAAACAGACAGUACAUGGGAGGCCUGGUGGGCUGCGUGUCACACUUCACACUAUCCACUGAUUAUCACUUAGCGCUGGUGGAAGACGCUGCUGACGGCAAGAACAUCAACACAUGCUCCAACUAGAAACUGCAACUUCAACAGAUGAGCGGCCAUUUUCAGCACUGUUUUUACACCGGAGCGAUUGACUCAACCCUAAGAUUUGUCAUCUUUAAAACUGACUGAUCUGCUCCGAAUGAGUAAAAACUAAAAUAUUUUGUUGAAUGGUGGCUGACAUAGUAAAAGGUCAAACCAGGAAAAAAAAAAAAAAAAAAAGAAUAAAGAGUGUAAAAAGUGUUGUCAGUUUGAGUCACAUAUGAUUAAUCUUCAAGUGGCUCCUGUAUAUAAGGUUUUGAGGUGUGUUUUACCAUUAACAGUGUGAUGAAUCUGGAAUAAGAGAUUCCGCCACCAGUUCACAGGAGGAUAUUACAAGGCACGAAUACUCUGGGAAAGAACAGAUUAAGCUUAGAGCAACGGGCAAUGAGGGUCUUUGUAAAACCUGGCAGAGGACAUUUUUUUCAUAGGAUGUUUCCAAUCUUAUCUUUAUUUUUUCUACUGUAAAUCCUUAUUUGAUUGCUGGAAGAACCAUGUAUUCCAGAGGAUCAAGAGUCAUCAACAGUUUUUCAUAAAUCCGACCUAGAGCAGUUAGCAGAGAUAAACUUUAUUUGUAGAGGAUUGUUAGCUUUGGCCCUAGAGGAUCUCUGUUGUUCAUGUUGUUGUAGCAUUUGUAAUCUUGUGUGUUCUGUGAUUAUCAAACUGUAGAGUACAUUUUUUAAAGUCAGAUGGACUGCUUAAAGGUCGCUAGUUUUGAGGGUGAAGACAUCAGCUGUGCUUUCUCUGUUUUCUUUCGUUUUUGUUUUUUGUUUUCUUAUAACAUACACACUUCUUUAUUCACAGCACUCAAAUGCUAGUCACAUGAAAGUCUGAUGCUGACACAGUGAAGCAGCCAAAAUCCUGAAAAAAUGCGUGACGGUUUUUUGCUACCAUUAGACAAAACAAAACCAAAGGGCACCUCCUCCUUUACAAUGAGUAUAACUGUAUAAUUUUUGUUUUUACAUCAAUGAGCACUUGUAUACAAGCUGAUGUUGCUUCAUCAUGACUAAUCUGUACUCCUGAAAGGAUAUCUUGCAAAUGGUAAAACUGCUUUGUAUUUAAUGAAUGGUCACUAGUUAUAUGAGUUAUUGUUGCUCUACAAAGAAUGACACCAAUGUUAAAAUAAGAGAAAAA